GUCGCGAGCUGUCUCAUUUACACAUACAUUCGCAUUUGCCCGAACCAAAUGAUAAUGCCAAUGAUAAUACAUAUGUCUCUCUCUCUUCCAAACGCGAAUCAACAUGUAUGUCCGUUUCGUUUUAAUCGCUAAUAACGGGUGCCAAAGUUGAUUAUCUAUGUAGCAGAAGAUUGUCAAACGUUUUGUUAAAACACUAAGUGAAACAUUGUUUGCUUUCCAAGUUAACGUGCUUAAUUAGUUAAAGGAAGCCCUUAAUCAAAAUGCCUCAGGGACCUGCGACGAAUCCUUUCAUGAAGCCUUUUGUCGUUCUAGCGUUACCAGGAAUGUAUCUGGUAUACAAAUACAACCAAUACAGACGUCGGAAAAAAGAAAACGCGAGAAGAAAGUUGACCGAAAGGGAACUACAGCAUCUGAACAAUAAAAUAGACAAACUUUUGACUAAGUUGGAAGAAAGUGAACCAGAACUGGCAACUAGUCCCGAAGAAGAGUGUGUCAUAUGUAUUCAUGCGAAAGCGACCAUGCAAACGGCUCCAUGUGGACAUCAAGUCGUUUGCAGGAAGUGUUUCGUAAAAACAAUUCAAAUCGCUGUGUCGCAGAGACUUCUGCCGUUGAGGUGUGUCAUUUGCAGAGCAAAAAUAUUGAGACUAAAGACUGGACCAUUGCUUCCAAUGUCUGCAAGUGGUUACUCCAUGAGUUCGAGGACUUCGUCGGUACCUCAAUCAGACAGUUUGUACAGUGUGAGCAGCGGUGGUUCGUCCAUCUCUUCGACAUCUAGUUCUUCCGAUGGAAGCGGAACAUGCUGCGGAGGUCGGUGUCUGGGGGCCUAUCCACGACAGCCUACCACUGGGGCUAUCCGAAGAAAUCAACAGCACGCAAUGAAACUCAAAUUACAGGAAUACUGUCACCCCGAAAGAAGCAAUAUCAACAGAUUACCCCCCAUCAAAGAGUUGCCAACAGCCAGCCCUAAUCAUAAUGCAGCUCCACCCUCAACAAGAAUAAGAUGUGCUCAAAAAAUUGUUACACAACUUGAGUCGGUACCAUUGAUUCGAAGAAGUAAAAAUUACAAAUACGUACAGCUACCCCAAGACGAAGACUUCGAUGAAGACGCUAAUCCAAGUCCCACCGAAAGCGAAUGCAGUAGAAAUAGGAAAUGGUGGGUUAGCAAAAAGGACAAUGUCAGUCCUGCAAGAACUCCCGAAUGGGACGACAAUAAGAAAAACGAACUCAUGGAAAAGGAAAUGGUAAUGAAGGAAAAACAGUAUAUUCGUAGGAGAAAAAGUGAAGGGAAAUCGUUAGAAAGAAUAACAACUACUAAAUUUGAUACAGAUGACAGAAAACACAAAUAAGAUAAAUAAUUUAUGAAUCAGAAUAGCCGGAAUCUGAGAAAAUCUGUUGCAACAUUUCUUGUUUUUCAAUUACAUUGGCAUUUUUGACACAAAUAAUUUAGUAAAUACAUACAUACAAGUUUUACCGUAGAAAAACCGCUUGAUAGCCCAUGAUAUUUUCAAUAAUAGUGGUUGAAGCAGCAUUUAUCAUCAACUCAUGCUUAAUCUUUUAUAAUAAAUAGCUUU
This is a messenger RNA of Agrilus planipennis (emerald ash borer), 1571 nucleotides long. RefSeq lists its product as uncharacterized. The record is from RefSeq and is a predicted model, not a curated record. NCBI's taxonomy places the organism in Eukaryota, Metazoa, Arthropoda, Insecta, Coleoptera, Buprestidae. The coding region runs from base 261 to 1346 and encodes 361 amino acids. The transcript has 6 exons.